GCUUCUCUACUCGAAAAAGCUCUGUAAUUUCUGAAACUAGGGUUUCGUUUUCUUCGUUAAAAAAAGAAGAGAUUUGGCACUCGACUCUGUCUAGUUUCUACGCUCUGUAAUAUUGAAAACUAGGGUUUCGAUUUUUAUUCAACGAUGGUGAAAAGAGGAGGGACGAAGAGGAAGGCCGUGCUAGAGAAGAUUGCCGAUAAGAGCUCAAAGGCUGUAACUUUUUCGAAGAGAAGGGAUGGUCUCUACAGCAAAGCCGCACAGCUCUGUGUUAUGGGCGAGGCUCAGAUCGCGAUCUUAGCGACUCCUUCUUCUUCCAACUCCAACGUCCCUUUCUUCUCCUUCGGUCACUCUUCGGUUGAUUCGCUGGUCUCUGCGUAUCUCUCCGGACAGAGGCCAGUUCGUGUCCCUGAAGAAAGCAAAAAGAUGAGGGAGGACAUAGGAAUAUGCAUGGCUCGGAAGGAGCUAGGGCUUAGUAAUUGGUGGGAGAAGGAGAAGCUUGCGACGAGUAAGAGCCUUGAAGAAAUCAUGCAAGCGAUGGAGUCCAUGGAGAUACUGAUUAGGGAUGCAGAUCGGUUGCUUGAUGAGGACGCCUUUGGUUUUAAUCAGAGAAAAGGUAAGAAGAAGAAGGACGACAGCAACGAUGUUGUUAAAACCCUAAUCGAUGUUGAUGAUGAUGAUUUACUACCUCAAACCCUAAUCACUUCAGAGGAUGAUCAGAUCAUCUCUGUUUGUGACCGUUUCUUUAACAACAACGACAAGAACGCUGCUUUAUCAACAACUCAUGCUGAGGAAAAUACUGAAGAGUGGAGCGAUAUGGAUAUUGACCAAAUCCUCAACGGUUUUGAUUUUGACAAGGAACCUGUAGAAGAAGAUCAUGAGAUUAAGGAGGUUUAUGAAAAUUUGAAAGAGUGGAGCGACAUGGAUCUUCAGAACCUCCUCAAUGAUGUUGAGAAAACUGAAGAAGAAAAAGAUGAGCAUCAGACUGAGACGGUUUCUGAUAACUCUUGCAGCAACAACAAAGCUCUGUUAUUACCAGCUGCUGCAGGAGAAUUGAAUGAUGCGCAAGAAGAGGUGCUUGGUUUUGAUAUAGCUGAUCUUGACUUGGAUUCCAUAUUUGAAGGUUUGAGCGGCGAUGAAUUUGCAGAUUCUUUUCUCAUGUUAUGAUGAGAAUGAGUCAAUGAUUACUAGGUACUGUCUGUGUAGUUCGUAUGUAAUUUGAGGACUGAGGAGAGUUCUGUUUGAUCUUGGAUCAGUUUUUUUUCUUUCUCAUAUAAGAGAAAACUGAUGCAACUCAAACAGAUUCAGCUUCGGUAAUCAUAAGAGUUUUAGUUUGUAUUAUUCUUUAGUUCAAUAUUUGUAGUCCAAAAUCAUAUGAUUCUUUCUUCAAUGAAAUACU
Molecule: messenger RNA, 1396 nt
Organism: Raphanus sativus (radish)
Lineage: Eukaryota; Viridiplantae; Streptophyta; Magnoliopsida; Brassicales; Brassicaceae
Product: agamous-like MADS-box protein AGL97
Exons: 1
Coding region: 145-1164 (339 amino acids)
Biological process (GO): positive regulation of transcription by RNA polymerase II
Molecular function (GO): protein dimerization activity; DNA-binding transcription factor activity, RNA polymerase II-specific; RNA polymerase II cis-regulatory region sequence-specific DNA binding
Source: RefSeq, a predicted model, not a curated record